Fomitiporia mediterranea MF3/22 is the source of this 1620-nucleotide messenger RNA. Its product is annotated as MFS general substrate transporter. NCBI's taxonomy places the organism in Eukaryota, Fungi, Basidiomycota, Agaricomycetes, Hymenochaetales, Hymenochaetaceae. The record is from RefSeq and is a predicted model, not a curated record. Gene Ontology annotation, cellular component: membrane. Bases 1 to 1620 code for a protein of 539 amino acids. Gene Ontology annotation, molecular function: transmembrane transporter activity. Gene Ontology annotation, biological process: transmembrane transport. The transcript is spliced from 14 exons.
AUGCAUGACGAGGAGCAGUCUGUUGAGAAGCCAGCUGCCUUAGACUGCGACGCAGAGAAAGCGCGUGUCGAUGUACAGUCUAUACAUCCGCAUCUUGUGUCUGACGGUAUCGAGAACACAAGCCGGCCGGGGUCGGACACCGACGGAUCGAGCAACACCAUCAACGAGAAGCAACUUCUACGUCGUAUCGACUUCACCUUAAUCCCUUGGCUGGUCAUUCUAUACAUGCUCUGCUUUCUGGACAGGUCAAAUAUCGGAAAUGCACGUCUAUACAAUUUGGAAGCAGACCUCCACUUGUCCGAUGCUGAGUAUCUGAUGUCUCUUACGUUGUUCUAUAUCCCAUACGUUCUCUGUGAGGUGCCUGCAAAUACGUGUCUAAAGCGUAUAAGACCAUCAAUCUGGCUACCGGUAAUAAUGCUUUUAUGGGGCAUAACGACGCAAGGACUUGUCCAUGACUUCGGGGGUAUUCUAGCGCUUCGAAUCUUUCUCGGCAUCUUUGAGGCUGGUUUCUAUCCCGGUGUUUUAUUUUAUAUGUCUUGUUGGUACAGACGUAACGAAUUCGGAUUUCGUUUCGCAAUGUUCUUCGCCGGCGGCUCGUUGGCGGGUGCAUUUGGUGGCUUCCUAGCUGCGGCAAUUUCGAAUAUGGACGGCGUCGGAGGCAAGCCAGUUUGGGCCUGGAUAUUCAUUUUGGAGGGUCUUUUCACUAUUAUUGUAGCCUCCGCUUCGUUCUUCAUCAUCCAAGAUUAUCCACCACGUGCCCGCUUCCUCUCCGAGCAGGAACGUGUCUAUGUUGUUCGUCGUCUGGGGACAGAUGAUAAAGUUUCCGUGUCCAAUGAACAGCAGAGAUGGCGUGAUGUUCGGAGUGCCUUCACAGAUUGGAAGACGUCGCUUGCCAUUGGCGGCUGGCUUAUUUUCCCUGUAGGCGCAGCUGCCGCACACUACUCUAUAUCGUUUUUCCUUCCUACCAUUAUUUCGCACUUAGGUGAGACCCAUCGAUUUCGGACUUCCGCUGGAGGCUUCUCGGCGAACAAAGCCAAUCUACUCACUGUACCUGUGCACCUUGUGGCUGCACUAGUCUCAUGCCUCGUCAACUCUUCUGUGGAUCGCCUUCGAAUGCUGCAGGACCUCGAAUCUUAUGCAAUACCUACAGCAUUCAUAGGUUGUCUCAUCCAGAUGCUUUCUAGGAAUGCAGCUCUUUCGUAUUUCGCAACAUACAUGAUUGCAUUGUAUGAGUACCUUCUACCUAGUUAUUUCCACUCAUGGGCCUCAAACAACGCGGAGAACUCGUACAAGCGCAGUAUUGUUAUUGCAAUCGUAACAUCAGUAGCAAAUAUCGUGGGAGCUAUUUCCAUGAGUUUGUUUCGCGAGCAGGACGCCCCUCGAUAUAUAAUCGGAAACUCUUUCUCUGUCGCUGCAACAGUAGUUGGGUUUAUCAGUUCAAUAGUACUCCACAUGUUAUUACGCAGAGAAAAUGAGUGUCGUGACCGUGGAGAACGCGAUGAAGUCAUCGGCGACUCCGAGAGCUGUUAUGGCGACAUACGGAAUGGUCGCUACGAAAGCGUUGAAGCGGCGAAGAGAGACAAAGGAGAUGAAUGGAGUGGAUUUAGGUACAUAACGUAA